AUGGCUUCUGAAGCGCAGCUCGCGGUAAACUCUUCCUCGGGGGCCGCAACUUUUUCCUCAUCCGCAGGGCUUCAUAUCGAUAUCCCCAACUUGCCCAUGCGUCGGAGUGCCAGGAAUCAGCGGAACAUGGCCGUGGAACGGAAUCUUCAAAUAAAAACCUUGUCAACAACGAACUCAAGGAAUAAUGCCACUGCAAGCCCCUUGAAUGCCGAAGAUUUAGGGAAACAAAUGGCGGCGACGGAAGCGAGCAACAAAAUAUCCUCUCGGGCGUUAUUGAGCGCUACAGGUCUCCGAACUGUGCGCAGCGUGUCGUGCAUGGAGAUUGGUGUGGGCGAGAGCUCCCCGGAUGCGUCUACGAGGGAGAUGGGAAGCGUUCGUACCUCGCUUUUGGAUAUGGGGCAGAUAAGGGAACGGAAAGGUUCAACAACCAUAGACACGGAGACUAGCGGAAAGGGGAACUUCCACAAUUUCAUGAAGAAGAGCACAGUUAUUGGUGCUCGCUCCCCUGUGUCACCUGAUGCACCGCAGUUGGAGGACACAAUGGAACCGAACACAAUAUCGCUAGAGGGGAUGUUGCGUGAGGCCUCAAAAAUUCAUGGCAUUCGUCUGAGGUGGGUCCUCUAUGGUGUCAUGUUGCUGACCAUGACAAUUUUUCUGUUCCUGAUAGGGGAAUUUCGUUCCCUAGUGAAAGACACUGUUGUUGUUCCAGAAGAGGAAUCCGUCGUGAUCUCAUCGGCUACCGCCGUCAAUCAAGUGGAGUGGCUGCAACAGGCUGUGAGGAAUACUUUACAUGGCUUCGAUUUAGCACGCAGCUCCCUCGACCAUGCCUUGAUGAACCGCACCCUUGAAUUUCUUUGCAGAAGCAUCGGUGGAGCUCCUUUAGUCUUUGCAACAUAUGAUGGUCAUAUGGGUGCGCCACGGAGGGCGUCGUAUAGGUGCUCCACUUCCGCCUUUGCUUCAGUUGACGCUCCGCUCUCGAUGAACAUCUUACAUGAGCUGCCGAGGGGAUUUCCAUGUAUGGCCGUUUACCGCUCUGAUUAUAUUAUUGCCAUGAUGAAUUCAACAGCUGGGUCUGAAGUUAUUACGGUUAUUCUGCAAAAGGAGCCUGUGGGACGUCUGCUGCUUGCAAACUAUAUGCCAAACUAUAGCGCGUUGACAUUACGGCACCAUGCCAUUUCCUUCCUUUUUCCAGAGUUUGCAUCCUCAAAUAUUGUCGUCGCUAUGCACACUUUAGACCAAACCUACACGAGCUACGCUGUGGCGCAGCCAACUCCACUGGGUCAAACUUUGCAGAACUACUUCAAACGUAUUUGUGCCGUUGGGCAAGCUCAAAUUUGGCAUACUGUCGUGCGGCCCUACGUGAAUGCGUCACGUACGUUGGAAUAUGAUGCGCAGGGCUCCCACAAUAUGAUGCCUGAUCCCCACGUAGAGUACAAGGGGGUGUGGGGGAGUGUUUCACGCGUGGCUAUUUGUGGUGUUGUAUGCUCGCACCCUGAAGAAAAUGAGUGCACCACUGCGAAUCCCACAGGUGUCUGGUUCAUCGUCGAUGAUAGGCCAUUAAGACAAGAGGCUGAAAUGGCGUUGGUUGCCGUUUCCAUCGUCGGUGUUUUCGCUUUGUUUCUAAUCUUGGCGGCGCUUGUUACUGCGUACCUGAGUAUCAGCGUCCCUUUGCACCAUUUGACAUCACUCAUCUUCAACACGAUGGGGGACAAGCGGAAUAAGACGAUGCAGCAGCGCUGGAUCUUUCGAUACACACGGUAUUUCUGGCCAGGGGACCUGCAAGCGUUGGUGCGAACGUUUCAGCUGCUUUCUUUUUGCUUUCAUUUUAACAAGAAAUACGUCCCGCAGCAUGUGCUUGAGCAGCAGGUGCGUGCCUUGCAAAAUCGCAAGGAUUACUUGUGGCGCACCAUCGUUGAGGAGAUUGAAUCAGAAGAGGAGAAUGAAGAAGAGGGGGAGGAGGAUAACAUGGACACCGGGGCUAGUGAUCCUGUGGAUAUGGAGGUAUUUGUCAAAACCGUUUCUGUGGCUGAAAAGGCUACCGCUAUGGGCCAGUUAAACGGGUCUCAUCGGUUGUUGCCACGUGAAAGCAGCAUGUAUGGCUGGAUUUCCCCAGAUACGGAGGCCUGCGAGAGAGCUGGAAAUGUGGCCUCGGGACACAGCGGUGUCGAAGUGGGUACACGCGGCAUGAGUCUGGUGGAAGGGGCCACGGUCCUUGUCGUCCGUCUCCGUGCUGUAGAGUUGGCGUACUUCACCAACUAUAGGGCUGCCUUGAAGCCGCAUCGCCGUAUAAUGAAUUUACUCCUUGGACGAAUUCGUCGCUACCGUGGGGAGUUAUUUGAGCGUUCCGGGGAAUGUAUUGCGGCCGCGUGGAAUGCCUUUGAAAGCCGCACGGAUCACACUGAGCGAGCCGCUGCUUGUGCGUUAAGCAUUGCCAGAAUGCUGUCAAGCUACCGCGAGGCUGGGUUUUGUGUGGGCAUUGUGCUGCACCAGGGUCCACUCAUUUGUGGUGUGGUGGAGGACAACAAGGAGGCCUUUACGACCGUUUUUGGCACAGUGCCCCGUCAAGCCAUUGCGCUUGCCGAAUUGGCGUCUUCCCUUUCCUACUUUAGUGUCCUUGUGUCAGAACCGGUGAAGCAGUCGCUGGCCUCACGCUAUGAAUGCAUUAUGGUGGAUGUCAUUAAGUACCAUGUGGAAGACAAUCCCAUUGUGAUGUUUGAGCUUUACGAGGAGCGGCGAGCAACGCUAGUAAAAGGGACACCGUUGGCAUCGUCGGCAUUCGCGGAGGAGCAUGCACGCGUGUUUUUUGACUUUAGAAAUCACGAGUUCACGCGUGCUAUGAUAGGUAUUGCGCAAUUACGCGCCCGCUUCCCUGGACACGGGCGCCGGCUGCUGGACCGUCUUGAGAUGCUCUGCAUGUACUACAUGCACCACCAAAAUGAACUGCCGAUGCCGUACUUUCGUCCAUUCCCCAUCUGGUCAAACUUUGAAGCCAUUGCGUGCACGGAUUGCCUUCCUGGCAUGUGCGCUCAUGGCAGUAAAGAAGACUUCUUCUUGGAUGCACCGCAGUUCCCGCAACCUCCCAAGUUGAUAUAUGACGAUGACACAGUGAAUUUCCGUCAGGAGCUCCACGACAAUGUCCUCGCCUCCAAGCGAACGCAUAGCUCAUCGCCCACGGUGAAGGCAAUAGGUCAUGUAUCUCCCAAACAUGCGGAGAUGAGCAUCAAGGGGUCACCUUGUGUAUCUUCCAGGUUAGGUUCCACGCAAGCUGCGCCACAUUCGCCAACGUAUUCGGAAUUGCUAAAGGGAAUUGGUGGUAAAGCAGAGUCUGAAGAAAACCGUACCAAAUUUUUUCUAACUGUGGCGGCACAUUCGCCGCAUGCGGAACCAACUGAGCACUCGGCAGAGGUCAGUCAUAGGAGGGAGGUUGGUGUGAACGCGGAAGACGAGUACAAAUAUGGAGGGGUGUCUGCGCUUUCCAUCCACACACCCACCAACACUUGUGCCACAGCUAACGUUUUCGAAUCUGGGAGUGAAAAGAAGGAUGCUUGUGGCGACGAGGAAAAAGAUGCAGCUGGACGGCAGCGCUUUUCCUUUACCAAUCGCAUGGAAUCGGUCGCUAAGGCGGCUCGCAGUUGCAGCUUCAUCCAUGGCGCAGAUUCAUUUACAUCCGGUAACAGCGAAACGAUGGGGAACGCCCCCACUCUCUCCUUUGGUGACAUUGGCGGGUCUUUCACGAAAACGACUUCUGAGAUCCCAACGGAAAUCGUUGCCAAGAAUGGCAUCACCUACCUACGAAGCUCCCGCAUUCUUGGUAGAGGCUCAUUUGGGUGUGUCUACCUUGGCAUGGAUAUUCUCAGCGGUCGCAUGGUUGCCAUAAAGUUUCUGCCGCUCCCCUCGGAGGAGGAGGAGAUCGCCAACGUGGAGAGGGAGGUGGUUACGAUGCAAAAGGUUAAGAGUAAUCAAGUGGUGGAAUUUAUUUCAUACGCUUUCAAUAGCAAUCUUAUUAUUAUCGUUAUGGAAUGUAUGCUGGCGGGUUCACUGCAUGGGAUACUUUCCGCCUUUGGUAGUAUCCCCGGUACAACGGCUCGCCUCUUUAUUCGAGAUGUGCUGCGUGGUCUUCACAAGUUGCACUCAUUGGGGGUUAUACACCGUGACGUGAAGCCACAAAAUGUUCUUCUUACGCUUGCUGGCAACUGCAAAAUUUCAGACUUUGGGGCUUCAGCCUUCCUACAGGAACUUGUCCGCCGGCAGAGGGAGGGGAAGGGACUUCAGGUGUUGGGGACACCGGUGUACUUGGCGCCGGAGGCUGCGCGAGGCACACCGGAGGAGAAGAGUGACAUAUGGAGCUGCGGCAUCAUGUUCAUUCAGCUGUUGACGGGAAGUUUACCGUACGAAAAACAAUUUCUCGAGAUGCCGCCGGAGGUUCUUGUCUUUCAGAUUGGCAGUGGCGCGGCGAAGCCCAUCAUUCCCGACACUCUGGACGCGUUCCAUGCCGAGUUUGUUUGCAGCUGCCUAAAAGAGGACCCGAAAGAGCGCCUUUCAGCGCAGCGCCUGCAGGAGCUGCCGCUCUUCGCGCUGUAG
This is a messenger RNA of Trypanosoma rangeli, 4581 nucleotides long. Its product is annotated as putative protein kinase. The coding region runs from base 1 to 4581 and encodes 1526 amino acids. NCBI's taxonomy places the organism in Eukaryota, Euglenozoa, Kinetoplastea, Trypanosomatida, Trypanosomatidae. The transcript has a single exon. Gene Ontology annotation, cellular component: cytoplasm. Gene Ontology annotation, biological process: intracellular signal transduction; protein phosphorylation; cyclic nucleotide biosynthetic process. Gene Ontology annotation, molecular function: ATP binding; protein serine/threonine kinase activity. The record is from RefSeq and is a predicted model, not a curated record.